AUGUCCGAAAGCUGUGAAACCGAUUUAUCUCAAACGUGCAAACCCAAAGCAUGCGCCAUCCAAGAUUGUCUUAUGGCCAAUGGAUACAACGAAUCAAAAUGUACAAAGUACAUCGAUGACCUAUAUAAAUGUUGCAAAGAAUUCUACGAACAGCACGGCCGUGAUGCCAAAAGCGUCUGCUGUCCAAAGUUUAACUUGCUACAAUUGAAAUUAGAACAACGAUCAUUAGGCAAAAUCGAUGCCGAGAUGAUCAAACAAGGAAGAGCAUAG
Molecule: messenger RNA, 270 nt
Organism: Lodderomyces parapsilosis
Lineage: Eukaryota; Fungi; Ascomycota; Pichiomycetes; Serinales; Debaryomycetaceae
Exons: 1
Coding region: 1-270 (89 amino acids)
Cellular component (GO): mitochondrial intermembrane space
Source: RefSeq, a predicted model, not a curated record